UCACCAAUCCCCCUCCCCUAUCCAAAUUUUCCCCCAAAAGAAAGUUUGGUGAAUUUUUAAUCCCCACUCCUCCGGUCAAUUCUGGAUUUUCCUAAACUUUGAUUUCGAUUUAGACGAAACCGAUCAUCAUCAUAAUCCGAUGAUCAGCACAAUCUGAUCCGUUUUUCAAAUCCCGGAUACUUUAAAUUUCCGGUCAUGGCGGCCACGGCCAAGUCGUCAAUGGAUUACUGGAGGAGCUUUUUCCGGGCGGCGAAUUCCGAUAUAUUCGGCAUCAUCGACCACGCCAUCAUGGUCGCCGCCGCGGACUGCCCCAAGGAGUUCCGGCUGCGGCGCGAUCGCGUCGCCGAGCUGUUGUUUUCUUCCCGGAUGAGCCGGUGCUCCGGUUGCGAUAAGGUCGAGCUGGUUGUGCCGUGUGAUCAUGAGAUUGAGGAUGUUGAUGAUCGGGGUCGGGAGUUUGGGGCCGGAGCAAGUAAGGAGAGCAAGGUCAAUAGCAGCGGAGAUAAUGAUGAUCAGGUCAAGGACAGCAAUUACAGCUACGGAUUGGCCGAGGCUUUGACGGAUGAGAUUGAAGAAGAGUCUCAAGUUUUCGAGGAGGUUUUGAGGAUCAAAGAGGUCUUCCACAAUAGUGAACAUGAGUCUGAUGCUGUGUUGUACGAGUCAUUGAGGAAGCUUGAACUGAUGGCUCUGUCUGUGGAGACACUCAAGGCGACCGAGAUAGGGAAGGCGGUUAACCGCCUCAGGAAGCAUGGAUCGGCCAAGAUUCGUAACCUUGUUAGGACGCUGAUUGAUGGGUGGAAGGUGAUGGUGGAUGAAUGGGUGAAUGCUACUACAGCUAUUGCUUCCGGGGGGACUGAAGUUAUUUCGGAUGAUGUUGAUCCUUCGGUUGAUGAUGACUUUGAGGAAGGACUGCCUACUCCUCCAUUGGAUGAGGGGGCUUUCUUUGCUACUCAGACCGCCUCGAUGGAACUGUCCGAGUUUUUUGAUGGUAUGGAAGAUUAUGGGAAUCCUCGAAACAAUGGGCAGUAUGGUAGGAAUCGUGGGAAUGGGAGAAAACCGUCACUGGUUGUGAAGCAGGAACCACAAUAUUUAAGUGAUGAGGGAAAUGUGCCUCCCAGGAAGAUAAAGAGUGAACCCGUGAUGGUGAAACAAGAAGUUGAUGUGAUGAAGCCUAAUAGGCCCUCAAACACCAGCACUGGCCCUCGCAGACCUCCCAAAAUAAGUAUGGAGCAAAAAGGUGUCAGUAAUGUAACAAAUAUUGUACAAAGAACAGAUACGUCGACCAUUCAAAAGAGGCAAGUCACUGGUCAGCAGCAAGAUAAAUACAAGUGUUCAGAUGAAGUCGCAGUCCAAGUGAAGCUUGAAGCUACAAAAAGAAAACUCCAGGAGAGUUAUCAACAAGCUGAGAAUGCCAAGAAGCAACGUACAGUACAGGUAAUGGAAUUGCAUGAUCUCCCCAAGCAGGGGCUUGGCCAUAGGAAUCCACAUCUGAAACCUGGAAACCACAAUCGGCAAAGGGCACUUGGGCGGAGAUUUUAAGAAAAGGAAGAAGUUGAUCCCUUGUGUGAGAGUUGGGAUCCAUACACAGAUGGACAAACCUUGAUCUGGUGAGGAGAUCCUGUCAAGCUCAUUAGCAGCCCCCGUGAUGUAGAGGCCUUGUAUUCUGAGAUGGUUCAUUUGCAUUCCCAGGCAGAUGUGGCGUUCUAAUGGAUUUCAAAGUACAUACCAAGGAUUACAACUCCCAGGAGUUUUUAUUUUACCUUUAAAUGCAAAGACCAUCCUGUUGUGCUAUCAUUUGGUCCGUUGGCGACUUUAUACAUCAUUAUAAUGGAACACUCGUUUUAAUUACAUCUUUUUUAGUUAGGUGAACUAUACUCAUAUAGAGGAUAUAGGAAUUAGGACCGUGUAGAAGAACAAUUCUCUUUGCUAGCUGAAAACUUGCAAGUGAUCCAGGUUAAUUGGGUUGCUUAUGCUCCUUUCAUUAUCUUUCCGAAUGUGGAAUGAUAAUAUUGACCAAACAUGGUUUCUGUUAAGACACAUUGUUACUUGGAGAUCGAAUAAUAUAAAUUGACCUCAGCUGGUUUACGUUUACAGUU
Molecule: messenger RNA, 2093 nt
Organism: Argentina anserina (silverweed cinquefoil)
Lineage: Eukaryota; Viridiplantae; Streptophyta; Magnoliopsida; Rosales; Rosaceae
Product: probable mediator of RNA polymerase II transcription subunit 26b
Exons: 3
Coding region: 196-1536 (446 amino acids)
Cellular component (GO): nucleus
Source: RefSeq, a predicted model, not a curated record